UGGUUACUUGGUAAAAAAUGAAAAUGGCCAGAGACUUAAUUUUCAUUUGACAUUUAUUUCUCUACAAGUGAUAGCAAUAUUCACCUUUUAUGAUGGAAUAUAGCAAAAAUGGACACCUGUGUAUUUUUAUUUUUCUUGUUAAAGGCAGUAGCUGUUACUGGCAUGAUAAUGUGUCCUUAUCUAUCAUUCUGGGAGGCCCGUUCUAAGUUGUUCUGUGAGGGAAAACCAAGUUGGUAUCAUUGUCUAGAAAACCAAGCAGGAGAUCUGAGAGAGGCUUGUCUGCAACCUGUGCAAAUUGAAAGGGGGUAUUAUCCCGUCUUGUCUUUGGACUUGGACUUCAUCAAGCCUGUAAAAUGUCCAUCAACACACUAUCAACCUAAAGGAGAAAUGUCUAACAACUAUAAAAAAGUCACAUGUACCUACCCCAAGUCAUUAUGUGACGAUGAUGGUGAACAAAAAUGUGAUGAGGGAAGCAAUGUUGAGGACCGACUGUGUCGAUGUGACUACACAAAAGGAUACAGAUCUAAAGCUUAUUUACUUUCAAACCCACAAAAUAAGUCAUGUUAUGAAUCCAAGUCAGAAGAGGAGGGGUGUGUCAUGUUUGUUUGUCCAGAGGGACAGGAACUAAAUCCAGCCUAUUACUGUGUGAAGAAAUGUUCAUAUGGCUACUACCGCAAGAAACAUGAAUUUAACUGUGUGAAAAACAUUUCCAUACAGUCAUCAACGGUCAAGUAUAUUACACUGUCAUCUGAACCUGCCAAAGACCUCACUCCAAAACCCAAGUCCAAUGAUAUUGCUGAUGAUCUAAUAGUGACUUCAAAUGAAAACAGAUUCUUAAUCGCAGCUGCAAUUGGUUCACCCGUUCUUACAGUAAUUUUCGUUAUGGCUGUUAUAUUUGUGAUUUUCCAAAGUAGGAAAAAAGGCUGGUGUUCAGAUUUACAUGGCAGCGGAAAUACAGUCCAAGCAACACAGAUGGCAAAGAUUUCCUCUAAUGAGCACCAAUCCAAAGAAGACAAACCAAACAUUGUACAUGCAGAUACAUUCAUUGGGAAAGUGAUUAUUCAAAAAGCUGGACAUGUGAUUGUAGGAGAUAAUAAUACAAUGGUGAUAGAAAGCUCGUUACCAUGAACAGUGGAGGGGACUUCUGUCUUUAAUUCUUUUUAUUAGCUCACCUCAACGAAAUUAAAAGAGCUUGUGCUGUACUCUUGGUGUCCAAGGUUAAUUUUUUGGAGCAGAUUUCUAUUUCUAUUCUCUAUGCCUUUUAUCAAACAGAGAUGAACAGUAUUGACAAUGUUUAUAGAAACAGUCAAUGUAUUAGAUGCUACAUUUUCAACCCAAGAAAAACCAUGUUAAUAUUUUGAGAGCAAGUCUCAUAAGUCCUGUAUUGAUCACAUUAAGGAAUAAUACUAAACAGACUAGUUUUGAACUUUGUAACUGAUUUACAUUUUUCUAGAUAAGUGACUCAGUUAACAGUUUUGGAGCAGAUUUUUUCUUAAGUAACUAUAAACUUUAUGACUCCCAGUGAUACACAAUAUUCAUGUACCUUUAGAGGUACACAUCCUUUAAUAUGCUUCGGAUGCUAGAUUUAUUGUAAGCGAGCGGGGGGGGGGGGGGUUGCUUUUCGAAGAUACAUGUAAGAGCCCUUUAUUGACUAAACAUACAGCAUCUAGAGGAACGGUACACAAAUUUGCUUCAGAUGCAAGAUUUUAAAAGUGAGUGACCAGGUUAAAGUUUUUGACGGUCCAUUCCACUGUAACUACAAUGCCUUGAAUAUCAAGCUUGCAUGGAUUUUGCAUCUAGGGAUGCUUCGGAUGCUGUAAUUUUCUACAAUAUCUGACUUAAACCAGGUUCUUUCAAGUUUUAUUUUAACCUUUAUAGAAGACAUUUUCAAUUGGUAAUUCACCUAGGGAUGCACGUAUGCUACCAGACUUGCUUCUGAUUACGCAUUUGAAGUGAGCUUUCAAAUUGAUUGUCCGAGUUCAGCUUUCAGAGCAGUUCUAUGUGCUAGCCUACCUGGACCAUACUUUGUAAAGAUGCAUCAAAAAAUGCCUUUCAACGAAAUUG
Molecule: messenger RNA, 2064 nt
Organism: Saccostrea cuccullata (small rock oyster)
Lineage: Eukaryota; Metazoa; Mollusca; Bivalvia; Ostreida; Ostreidae
Exons: 10
Coding region: 109-1128 (339 amino acids)
Source: RefSeq, a predicted model, not a curated record